AUGGGUUUGGGCGAUGAAGAACGAUCUAAGCUUCAUCUCGAGGAGAUGCUCGAUCAAUUCCCCAAGGAGUUUUCAAACUACCUCCGCAAGUCCUCCGGGGGCGCUGAGGCCCAAUUCGAAAAGGGUCUGGUCGUUGAAGAAGACGAAAGUCUCGACAGUAACGACCAAGACGGCUUCCCGUUCACAGGGCGAGCCCCGAGUACCGAAAGACAGCUACCGUGGCAAUCUCAUCGGUCGGAGGGCUCAUGGUACUUGUGCGAUUAA
Messenger RNA from Penicillium digitatum Pd1, 264 nucleotides. NCBI's taxonomy places the organism in Eukaryota, Fungi, Ascomycota, Eurotiomycetes, Eurotiales, Aspergillaceae. The record is from RefSeq and is a predicted model, not a curated record.